AUGUCAUUGCUUGCUACACCCGAUACGACGCAUCAUCCUGCAUCCCCUUUGAUAGGCACUCCUGUUAGAGAUAGCGCAAGUUCCAGCCCACGACCUUCUCAGCCUUCGCGAAAAGGCCGUCGUGACUUGCUAAAGGACUAUUAUGGUUUAGCUGAAAGUACAGUAACAGAAAAGAGUGCUGCGGUCUCCAGCACUACUAGUGCCCAGAUUCAGAGUGAUGCAACCUCGCCCAUGUCUGUUGCUACAGAGUUGUUUCCAAAGAGAGCAGACCCAAUUGAUAAUGAUUCCGAGGCUUACCAUCCUGAGCUUGCAUUAAACAAAAUGCUCAAGGAAAUGACGCUUCCAGAACUCAUUAAAAAAGACAACCAGCUUGUGUCGGAAAUCAAGGACCUAGAUGGAAGUAUGAAAACCCUUGUAUAUGAAAAUUAUAGCAAAUUUAUUUCGGCCACAGAUACUAUUCGAAAGAUGAAAGUCAAUGCCGAAGAAAUGGAAACACAGAUCUCACUGUUGGAAAAAAGAAUUGGUGCAAUCACUGGAUCCGCCGAAAAUAUUCAUGCUACAUUGGCACCACAAAGAGCCAAGAUCCAUCAACUAAGCGGAGUUCAUAAUCUGAUUAAAAAGCUCAACUUUUUAUUCGAGUUGCCAAAUAAGUUGACUGAGUGUGUUAAAGCGAAACAAUAUUCUCAAGCAGUAGCUUACUAUGCUAAAACAGGAAGACUCUUGACUCACUAUAAGCACAUGCAGAUCUUUAGACAGAUAGAAGAGGAAUGCGCAUUGAUUAUAGCUGAUGUUGGACGUCGUGUCCGUGAAAAGUUUGAAGCCGACAAGGCUAGUAUACAUCAAAUAACAGAGAAUGUUGGACUAAUGAUUGGAUUGGGGUCGUCAUUACCGCUGGACUUGGCCAAGGAAUACAUCUCAAGAGUAUCUAUUCAAUUCAAUAAGAAAUUCAAGUUGGAAUCUGCUCCUCUGAUUGAACUUUCCAACUCCCAAAUGGGACAUGCAUUGCCAACUGCUCGAACCACUUUGCAGGUCUCUGAAUCUGCUUUGUCAAAUCAGCCAUCAUCAGAAACCAAUAUUACAAUUGGUCUCAUCUCCAAGUUCAACACAUGGUUUCUUGGUGAACUUUGUAUAUUUGUAGAUAGCUUUGAUGUUUAUUUUCUGCGUCAGUAUGAAACACCAGCAAAUUUUCCUUUAUCUAGUCAAACUAGAGAUUCGUUAAAUAUUCGACAAUCUGUAUUAGCAGAUAGUCGAUCAGCGCCAAUCAAUGACCAAUCAACUGCUUUGCUUAAAGCAAGUUUAAAUAUGGCUCAGAUGUCUCAAGAAGACCGAGAAGAGGCUCGAAGGUUGCUUUUUCUUUUUAUCGAGCAGACACAAAGCGCAUAUUUUAGUUUGGUUGAAACUCUAUUGCAGCUUCCAAACGAUAUUUCGCGCGCAUUGCCAACAUUGUAUGUUGAGAUUCUUGCUACAAUUCGCACUGACAUUACCAAAAUAGAGGCUAUUAGUGAGCCUUCUUUAGCAUUGCCUUUUGGAGCUGAUGGACUCAAAUCAACUCGAGUACUAUCCUCAUUAUCAGCUAGUAUGAACUCACGAUUGGAUGAAAUGUCUAUUUUUAUUCUAAACAAAAUCAUUUUUGGAGUUUUUGGAAAAGUCAGGCAGGAGUUUUCUGUCCGAUGGAAAGAGGUUCAGAUUACUUCUCAAGUAGAUGUUUUUACUACUGUGCGUUAUAUCACCAGCUGGAUAAAGGAAACUUUGAUUGCGCACGCAUUGCCUAUUUUGGAAAACUUUAUUUUUCCAGAACCAUCUCAGCAAGUUGGAAGCAAAGUGGAUGUAAUUGCCAAACAAAUUCGAGAUACCCUCCUGGUGUUUUGGACAGAUUUAGGAAACGACAUGCUUCGGGAAACUUCAGCCGAUCUACGGUUUUCUGCAGAGCAUGAUGCCACUGUAGUGCCGUUAUCAACGCUACAAACUUCAAAAACUGUUACUGAACCUAUGCGUAUUCUGAUUUUAUCAAGACUGGCAUUGGAAUGGUCAAAGGGAUCGAUUGAGUCUGUAUUCUCUAUGUAUGCUGAAAGAAUACUAAUGGCUGGAUCGCCGCACGAUGUUGCGAAUGAUCGUAGUGGAGCAUCGAGUCCAUCCAAAUCUUCUGUUCGUUCUCAAAAAAGUGAUGUUAGCUCACCUACAAUUACUUUAGAUCAAGAUCUUAUGUCCAAAGCACAUGAGAUUGCUAGCACAUAUCGCCGCACCUCUCAGAGCCUACUACUGCGAUAUGUGCAGAUUCAUGUAUGCGGUAUCACAAACAGAAUCAAAAAAUACAUGGACGAUCUUUUACGUGGGGCUGUCGAUGUUCCAAUUCGCAGUGUUUCAAAGAUAUGGCUUGAGUUAUCGAUCGAGCUUCAAAACAUUCAACGCGAUGUUAAAAGCAGCAUAGAUGAAGAGUCUACAGGCGACUCGCGACGACGAUCAUUGGAGACAACUAAAAGAGCUCGAACCAAUUUUCCUGGGUUGAGAAAUUCUGGAUCUGCAAUGAUUUCCAAUGGAGGAUCAUCAGCCAAUACGUUAGCAAGUAGUGGUGGAAGCAAUAUCAGUCUUGGUAUUUCUGGUCGGCCUACUGCCACAUUACGAUAUGCUUCAUCUAUGGCUUCUACAGGCAGCACCAAUGGUGCAUAUGGAUUAGGAUCUGGAGGAAAUGGAAAUAACUUAACACGCCCAACUACAAUAGUACGGCAUGCACCUUUUGCACAAUUUUCUGCUGCUAGCAAUGUGCCUGCUCGUACCCCAGAGCGAUUUGAAUCCUUGUUAAACGACAUAGACAAGUUAUUUGAAGAGCGCGUUGAGUAUUUGCCAUCUGUUAUUGAGUUUAGUCGCAGCGCAGUGAUGAGCGCUCUCGCUAAAAUGAUAAUCAAGUGUCUAACUGAGCAAGUGAGGGUAUCUGUUUUGCCCGGACCAGCAUUUCAACAGAUUCAAGUGGAUGUUGCCUAUUUACGCACUCAAUACUGGUGUCAUAUCAAAGAUGAGCGUCUGCUGACAUCAUUACUAGAUACCUGUAUUCAUAAUGCAUCACAGCGAUGUCUUGAUCCAAUUGUAUUAGACUCUUUGGUUAUUGACAAGGUCAUUAGUCUUUUCAUUAAAUAAAUGGAGUGAAUUAUUGAAUA
Messenger RNA from Batrachochytrium dendrobatidis JAM81, 3152 nucleotides. RefSeq lists its product as uncharacterized. The transcript has 11 exons. Gene Ontology annotation, biological process: endocytic recycling; Golgi vesicle transport; retrograde transport, endosome to Golgi. The record is from RefSeq and is a predicted model, not a curated record. Bases 1 to 3132 code for a protein of 1043 amino acids. NCBI's taxonomy places the organism in Eukaryota, Fungi, Chytridiomycota, Chytridiomycetes, Rhizophydiales. Gene Ontology annotation, cellular component: EARP complex; GARP complex; membrane.